AUGUGGGAGGACAACAACACGGCCAGCAUCGUGAGCCGCCGCAGCACCUUCACCCGCAAGGACCGCGCCCACUACCUGCUGCCGGUGGUGGUGGCGGACAGCGGCGUCCCCCCGCUCACCAGCACCAGCACCCUGACCGUCACCGUGUGCGGCUGCAGCCCCGCGGGCCACUGCCCCCUGGGGGGUGCCGCCGGCGUGGAGGCCCGUGCCCUCUCCAUGGGCACCAGCCUCAAAACCCUGCUGGGCGUGCUGGUGUGCCUGGCCACGCUCUCAGCGCUCUCCGUCCUCACCCUGGGGGUGAGGAGGAGGAGGAGGCGCAGGAGGAAGCAGCAGGAGGUGUCCGGGAUGGCGGAGGACGUUGACGGGGAAGACCUGGAGCUCCCAGACCAGGUGUCCCAGAAGGUGCUGCGCUACGGCGAGCCGAGGGCCCCGGGGCCCCAGCUGGCCUCCACCCCCUACCUCUCCUCCCCCUGCUCCUCCCCCUCCUCCCCACCGUCUGUCCCGCUGAGGCCCCACCCCAGGCGGCGGGACAGGAAGCUGCGGCGGGCGGAGGUGGCGGCCAGCAUACGCAUGUCCCUGCGACACUCGCACCUGAUUGGCCCCGAGGACGAGGUGUUCCGGCAGUUCAUCUUCGACCGGCUGGACGAGGCCGACCGGGACCCGUACGCCCCGCCCUUCGACUGCCUGCGGACGUACGCCUUCGAGGGGGCGGGCUCCGACGCCGGCUCCCUCAGCUCCCUUGACUCCUGCGGGCUGGCCGACUUCGGGCCCGAGCCGCCGGCGGGCCGGCCCAGACCCUUUGUGGUCCCGCUGACGCCCUGGUACGGGUCGGAGGAGGACACCUUCUGAAGGCCCCGCAGGUGGAGAGUCUGUCUUUGUGUGUGUUUGACUUUGAUUACGAUCGCAAUCUUUCAAGGGACUUCACCGGCCCCGUGUCUAGACGGCCGCAAUGCUAACCCCCCCCAAAGACUUCCCCAAAGGCCUUGUUUCAUCUGGAGUUGAGUGAACACUGUGAGAUCGAAUAAAUGAGGACUGAGAGAUCUUUGGAGGGGGGCGGCGUGUCACGACCCAUUGCAACUUUGUGAUACUUUCUAGUACCGUCGUUGGGUAUGAGUGAUGUAGUGAGCGAUGUUGGGUAUCAAAUGCACCAGUCACUGUAGUGUUACACUGGGAAGCUUAACCCCCUAGCGUUCUACUAUCGUGGGCCGGGAAGCCCAACCAUCUCUAGGACGCAUAAACCAUCAAAAUCAACGUCUUGUUUCAGAACAACCCUCCAUGCAUCCGCAUUCACACAAACCAAGGCGUUGUACAAUUAGUGUCUGAGCAGCUUAACCCUCUCUCAGUCAGCCCUUACAGAGCUCAACACACCCACCAACACAUCGCCGCUGUCGUACCUUGGUCGGGACGUCGAUGAGUUUACACCUCAGCGUCACAAAAAGACGUGCGUUACCUAGGUCUGAAUAAGAGUGGGGUUAUCAGGUAGGCAUAAACAUAGGAUUUGACCAGUUUUCUCUAAAAUAAAGUCUUGUUUUUAGGAACUGAGAUAAAAUGGCAUGGAUUACUUUGUUCAUGAUCACCAGAAAAACUAAGUUUUAAGAAAGAAAACGUUGCUGUGCUUACUAGCCCUUUAAGGACAGUGGGUAACAACUCCAAAACUCAAACUAAUAAUAGAACACUGGUCAGGGAUCCCUUGUCCAGUGAACUCUGCCGGUGUGAUAGGUGAGGGGUGGAUGGGCAUGAUCGUAAAAACGACGAGACAUAUUGUCUGUUCAAUGUCUCCGAUCAUCAUGUGAUCGAUCGAUCGAUCUAUACAUUCUUAGAAACUCUCUCUGCUACUCUGUGUAGCUUCCGUCAUCAGCAGAAAAUAGAUCCAAGCACUCUGUUAAUACACUGAACACAAAGGUACACUAACCAGGCUGUAGGACUUGCAGUAUUUCGUGUUAUAAGCAUUUUAUACUAUUAUGCAUACUAUUAUAUAUACUAUUUUUGUUGACGUAUUUUGUGUAACAAAUUUCAGAAUGUCUAUACAUUUGUAUGAAAAUGAAUAAUAUUUCAGCCAA
Molecule: messenger RNA, 2060 nt
Organism: Gadus macrocephalus (Pacific cod)
Lineage: Eukaryota; Metazoa; Chordata; Actinopteri; Gadiformes; Gadidae
Product: cadherin-19-like
Exons: 3
Coding region: 1-849 (282 amino acids)
Biological process (GO): homophilic cell-cell adhesion; calcium-dependent cell-cell adhesion; multicellular organism development
Cellular component (GO): catenin complex; membrane; adherens junction
Molecular function (GO): calcium ion binding; cadherin binding
Source: RefSeq, a predicted model, not a curated record